GCGACACAGUUGUUAACCAGGACUCUGGUUGUGUUCAGUUUUGUGCAUUCUUUUUUUUUUCAUGAUUUUGCCUACAAGAACGCCAUCAAAUCUGAAUGACGUACAAGUAUCAGACACUGAAAAAGUCACCUCCUCAGAGACAACUCCUCACACUUCUUAGAGUCAACAUGAGGAACUAAUUUACAGCGAGUAGCACUCCACCUCUCCUUCCCACUGGGUCAAACUGGGCAGCAAUGCAGUUUGGUGAUCAGGUCACCAGCACCAGCUAUCCCCUGAUCUUUCCAAGCCUAGACAUCCAAUUGUGCUGGACACCAUUCAGCCCAUCCUGGUCCGGGCCAUCAUCAACCCUAAGUGGGGCAUGGAGGGGCCCCUCCAGCCACAGACACCACAGCCACCCAAGAUCUGCAGUUCACCUGGACCUGCUGGGAAAUCAUGCUGGAACUUGGACGUGAAGGUAGUCGUGGUUCUGGUGACUCUGGCUGGAGCUGUGAUCCUGCUGCUGCUAUGCAGACUGUUACAGCUGAGACACCGGCUGAGGCUGGCCAGAGCAAUGCAUCCUCUGGAGUAUCACAGCUUCUACCACACUGCCACCUACACACUUAAACACCCUGCACCAUGUCAGGACCUGCCAGCCAAGAAUGGGACUGUACCUGAAGCUACUCCACCACUGACUACAGUGACACCCAUUGCCAUCACUCCACUGCCACCCCCACUGGUGCUUUCUCCACCUCCACUGCCACCCCCACUGGUGCUUUCUCCACCUCCACUGCCACUCCCCCCAUCUCUUGUCCUGCCUCCUCCACCCUCUCCUUUCCUGGCCCUCCCUUUGCCCCUGCCUGUGAUCCACCCCACCCCACCCAGCCCUCACCUGUCAUGGGGAGCUUGCUCAGAUGCAGAUGUGUACUCUCGGAUUGGAGUUUUCAGGCCCUCCAGGCUCUCCAACCCGUCGAAGGUCAUCCUGUUUGAACACUCAUCUCUCUAAACUCUGACUUAGAGCAUGACUAGAAUUGCUAACAUUUGAGAAAAUAGUAGUGAUGACUAGAUACAGUAAGUGUUUGUUGGACGGAUUGUAUGAUAAUCAUCCAGGGAUGAUUAGGUGUAUGCUUUCGGUAUACUGCACACUAUGCAAUGUGUACACAUGACAAAUAUUGGAAGUUUAAAUACUUUCAAGAUUCUCCAGUUUUUUAGAAAGUCGGAGGUUGAGUUUUAUGGACCAAUGAAGUGAUUUAUCUACUAUUCUACAAAAAAUACCGAUGGGAAUAAGGUGGAACCA
Messenger RNA from Monopterus albus (swamp eel), 1273 nucleotides. Its product is annotated as formin-1-like. NCBI's taxonomy places the organism in Eukaryota, Metazoa, Chordata, Actinopteri, Synbranchiformes, Synbranchidae. The transcript has 3 exons. The record is from RefSeq and is a predicted model, not a curated record. The coding region runs from base 359 to 982 and encodes 207 amino acids.